GUGUUGAAUGGAGCUGUGACAGGACUGUUAGGACUGUGUUUUACUGUGUAUAGAAAGGUUGUGGGCAGCACACAGUGGAGUUGAUGCAAUGAUCUGUAUACUGCUGGUUGCGGGUCACGGAACCGUGUUAGAGGCUCAGAUUAAGAAUGAUGACACAGGCUUGUACAGCCACCUCACUGGAGUACCAAAGGCCUUGCUGCCCGGCAUCAGAGGAAAGAAGAUCCUUGACUUUUGGUGGGAAACAGUCAAAAUGCGACAGUUGUUCACAGAAGUGUAUCUUGUCACUAAUGCAGACAAGUAUAAGCACUAUGAGCGCUGGGCAACAGCUAAUGACUUCCCGGUGGAAAAUGUGAUCAAUGAUGGCAGCACCACAUUGGAGGACCGCCUCGGAGCUGUGGCUGAUCUGGAGCUGGCCAUACGCAGCCGUAAACUGCAGGACGACAUCAUGGUGAUUGCGGGGGACAUGCUGUGUGCAGACCAGAACUUCGACAUUGCUCAAGUUAUCCGCUUCUUCAGGUCAAAGCCUGGAGAGCUGAUCAUAUACUACGAGCUGGAGGAAGGGGAGAGAAGCAGCUCCAGGGGUAUCGUGGAGGUCUGCCCUGAAAACCAUAGGAUUACUCGCUUCUUGGAGAAACCGCAGGAGGGGCUGACGGCAUCCCGCCUGGCCAGCGUGGUGUUUUACUGCAUCCGGAGAGACACGCUGUCCUACCUGUCUGACUUCAUCACUCUGCUGCCUCAAGCCACACACAGGUCCUUUGGAAGAUUCUGGGAGUGGCUCAUCAAUGAGAAGCAGCUCCAUGUGUUUGGGAUGAAGCUUCCCACCGGCUUCCAGCUCAUUGGACAAGUGGGUCUGUCAGACUACACCAAGUGGCUGACCCACUACUCUACCAAGCAACAAGACAAUCCUGCUAAACCAAUCACAUGCCGGUCACACGCCAGGGUUGGAUUAAUGGGGAAUCCAUCAGAUGGCUUCAACGGGAAGACCAUUGCUAUGACUAUCUCUAACUUCUGGGCUGAGGUCACUCUAGUGGAAAGCCAAACUUUGGUUUUAGUCCCUCACCCACUCAAUGACCCCACUGAAUUUGGAAGCUUGCAAGAUCUGUUCUGCAUCAGCAGGAAGGAAGGGUACCUUGGAGGCCUCCGGCUGCUGCAGGCUACCUGUAAGAAGUUCUACCAGUUCUGCUCCAAGCAAGGCAUCGCUUUGACAAAGCAGAACUUCACAUUGAAGUACGACACCAACAUUCCUCGGCAAGUGGGCCUCGCUGGAAGCAGCGCCAUCGUCUCAGCCACCCUGAAGUGUCUUAUGAAAUUCUACAACAUCACAGACAAUGAUCUCCCGAAGCCCAUACGAGCCAACUUCAUCCUCAACGUGGAGACUGAUGAGCUGUUUAUUACUGCUGGCCUGCAAGACAGAGUGGUGCAGGUCUAUGAAGGGUUGGUCUACAUGGAUUUCAGCAAGAAGCUGAUGGAGGAGCAGGGCUACGGGAACUAUAUUUCUAUGGACAUGAAUGACCUUCCAUCCUUCUGGCUGGCCUACCUGAGCGACCCCAGUGACUCUGGGCGCAUCCAUAGCAACGUCCGCCAGCGAUGGCUGAGUGGGGAGCCUCAAGUAGUUGAGGCCAUGAAGACUUUUGCUGAGCUGACUGAUCAAGCAAGGGUGGCUCUACAGGACCAAGACUGGAACCGUCUGGCACAACUGAUGGACCAGAACUUCGAGCUGAGGAGGUCUAUCUACUCUGAUGACUGCUUGGGUCCUGGCAACCUCAAGAUGGUUCAGUUGGCAAGGCAGUUUGGCUCGGCGGUGAAGUUACCAGGCAGUGGAGGGGCUGUGGUGGGUCUGUGUGUGGACCAGACUAGACUGGUGGAGAUGAGGCAAGCUUUCCAGGAGGCAGGCUGUGUCUUCUGUGUCAUCGCACCAUACAACCCAUCUGCCAGCAGUGUCAGCAGCCAACACUAACCUCAUACCUCACCGGGGCUCAGUCAGGCUGCUCAAGGCCAACUCAUGUCCAUCGGUUGGAGAUGGUACAGUGUGGCCCUCAACAUGUCUUCCAAGACCUUAUGUCAUUUCAUAUGAUUUAUUAUUACAUAGCAAAGAUCAUGCUGAUGAAAUGAUGUGAAAGCCAUUUAUUUAAAAAAAAAAAUCAGGGUUGCAAUCAGGAAAUUAAUAUAGCAGAAGGACAAAAAGAUCAUGUUUAAUCAUGCAUCAUGCAUUGUGUCACUUUAUUUCUAGGAUCUGCAGGUGUCCAGAUUUUGCUGCAGAUUUUCAGAGUUUAAUGAAAAGAUUGUUAUUCUGUGUUACAUUCAUCGUCCACAAUAAUGUAAAAAUGACUGAAAUAUUUUUCUACAUACAUCAAUUGUAUAGUCUUAAACCAUUAUCUUUGUAUAAUAAAUGUAAUUUUAGUACACAAAUUAAAAACUUGUAGAGACAGA
This is a messenger RNA of Scomber japonicus (chub mackerel), 2430 nucleotides long. It is a transcript of the gene gkup, whose product is annotated as glucuronokinase with putative uridyl pyrophosphorylase. Lineage: Eukaryota; Metazoa; Chordata; Actinopteri; Scombriformes; Scombridae. The transcript has 23 exons. Gene Ontology annotation, biological process: biosynthetic process. The record is from RefSeq and is a predicted model, not a curated record. Gene Ontology annotation, molecular function: glucuronokinase activity; ATP binding. Bases 89 to 1957 code for a protein of 622 amino acids.